Prorocentrum cordatum is the source of this 1501-nucleotide messenger RNA. NCBI's taxonomy places the organism in Eukaryota, Dinophyceae, Prorocentrales, Prorocentraceae. The record is from the annotation of a GenBank genome assembly.
AGCCGUUUUGGCCCAAUAUGGAAUCUUUCAUCGUGCUGCUCAGCACCCGACACCGGACGGGACGAGGUCCUGAUAGGUCUCAUGUGCGCUGGUCGUUUCCAGAAAGCUGUGGGCCACAAAUGAGAUCAAUAGGCAGUAUUUCAAAAACGUCGGCGGAAUUUUUGCGGACAAGGCUCCGCUCAUCCACGCUCUUGUCAGGUUUCGCCGACGACAUUCACCAGGCUAUGCAGGGUAGUGAGUCUGCAAAGAUAGUUGGGGCGGCACUACUUCGUUUGGACCCGAGCAGGACGGCCCAGUAUCAUGAUACAGUUGGCAUGGACAGCGUGUGGUUUGAUUUGGAGGGUCCCAGCUGGCAGCGCGCACACUGGCAAGUAUUGGCUGCCGCACCUUUUGGAACAGGAGUGGUGGCAAUUCCAGACCUGGACCUGCAUGUUCUGUGGUGGAAUUGGUUCAAGCCGAGUGACGUGACUAUACAGAGGUGCCGUGAAAGUAUGGACGAAGUUGCACGGAAUUGGCGACAGUGCGGCAUCUUUGAUGGCACGUUGAAGCAUGAUGAAGUGAUUGUUUGCAGUUUACCCCCUGUUCUGGCGCACAUGGUGGCGGGUGGUCUGAUUGAUUCGAUUUCUUUCAGCUUGAGCCGCCGAUCAGACCAUCAACUUAAGCCACUUCGGCCGUUGCGCAAACUUCGACGCACCAUCGUCCGCCCAGAUGGCGACCAAGAGUUAAUCUUCAAUUCAGCUGCAUUUCAAGCACUGGCACAUGCAUUGGGCAAUGUUGCGAGAGACGGCAUCAGCGAUGACCUGGAGCAGCGCCAAGAGACGCAUGACGAACUCGAGCGUUUCCGCCAGUGGGCGCUUCGUUGCUCGCACACGCUCUCGAAACAGAAUAUGCUUGCACACAGAGUGGAAAAGGGCGGCAAACGUGCCAGGCUUUGUCACCUUCGAGUUGGGGCAGCUGGAGUCGACGAGCAUCAUGGACGCUUCACCAGUUGGUUCGUUCUGCACUCAGUCCUCACAUGCAGCCAGCUUUUGCACGAUAGGGACUUGAACAAGGUUUUCAAGAUGGCUGUGCGAACGUUUUUUCCUCGCGAACUCUCCAAGUCACUCGAGGAAAUGGUUGAGGGUAUGCCCGUGCCAGACGCGUCGCAGCUUUCCAGGUGGAGGAUCAUGGUGGACGCAGCUUACAUGUUGAAACAACGGGGCAUGCACCUUCCUCUCAUGGAGUGCGACUGCGUGGUUUUCAUGCUCUCGGACAGCUCGCCGCAAGGCACCAGAGAGAAAUAACAACGCAAUGCUGUGAGGUUGCCAUGCCCCCCUCCCCCCUUCUUCUCCCCUUCCGCUUUCCUCCUCCUCCUCCCCCUCCCCCUCGAAUGCUCGGGUGCUAGCGGCCCUAUGUCUCUCCGACGUGGCCGACAGCGCGCGGCCCGCGGCGGCCGCCGCGCGCAGGCGCCCGAUGCGCAGGGGGGAAUCCCCUUCACACGAAAAAGGCCCCCUGCCACCAG